CAGAAAGUACGUCAAAAUCAAUGACGUCAUAGAAUUCAAAGCUGUACUUUCGUAGUGCACUGCUCUCUAUAUCGGAACGCUAUUCGUAAUACUGAUAGUACUCGGAGUGAAUAAAGGAACGCACCCAUAGUCAAAGGAGAUUUCAUUUGCUUUUGCAAGAUUCUCUUUUUUUUCGGACCCUCCGAUCCGCCGGGACGCCAUCUAGGUCCUUGCGCGUUCGGCGAUCCUCUUAGUAACUUCAUUAUUAUUAGCCGUCUGCUGCGCUGGGUUUGACAUAUGAGACAAACAGCAAGAUGCCGAUGUGCAAGCUCGCACCAAUAACCCUUUGCAAAUUAUUCUUGUCUGUUACGAUUUUGGUGGAGCCGAAGCGUCGAACACGGUGUCAUCGACCACGUUGAUCAGGAGUUCCUCGCGAGUUGUCUUGACGUCGCGCGACAUUUACAUAUAUCUCGCAGUGUUAAAAAACUGGUGCGACCGACAUCAGGGGUCAUGGCCUCGGACGAUCGGAGUUAAAUUGUUACUCGAAAUAUUAUCAAUAUCGAUUGGCGGAAAUCCCCCGUCAAUGAUUGCUAGAGAUUUCUCGUCUGAUCUGCUCAUAUCUGAUGUGUACGUGUGCACAUAUACAGUGAGGAGCAAAAUUGAACUAAUAUCAGAUAAGGAUUAUAUCCUAAAAAUGUCGGGUGGAGAAAGGAAAAAAAGGGGUUGCGAUAGAGGACAUGGAUGGGAGGAGGCUGGCGCUGAAUUCUAUCAAGAAAGUUAUCCAGCGGCUAUAGAAGCGGAUCUGCAACAGGCAUUGCAGAGGGAUCCCUCGCAUAUAGCAACUUUACUUCCUAGCAAAAAAUCCCGCGUUGCCACAGUGAAACGGAUCCGAAAUGACACGAAAACUACAUUGAGAAGGCGUACAAGUACUAGAUCUCGUGGUACCACGACUUCAAGACGUAUGUCGACCAACAUACAUGACGCGGCUGUAUCGAUGUUGCCGGAUCUGUCGGAAAAUUUAUCCAAUGAGGAGCGCACAUGGGAAGAAAUAAUGCAAAUCAAGGCCAUGCCCGUAUGCAUGUCUCAGAAGAUCCAAUUGAAGAACCAGUUACAAAGUGCCACGAAGCUACGGCUUCAAGGCUUUGAGCAGCUAAAAUGGCAGCGCAGGAAAGCUUGGCAGCAAUUCCGCAUUAGAAUGAAAGAAGCUUAUUCCAAAAUGGAAUUAUGGAACGACAGUCUCAAAAAAAUAGGUGGAAAUUUCGGAAUGGGCAUAGUGGCAUAUUUUUUAUUCAUUAAGUGGUUGAUGUAUCUGAAUCUGAUCUUAUUCGCAAUUAUAUUCUUGCUGAUAGUACUACCGACGAUAGUGCUGGAGGUGCCCCAGAACGAAACAUGUUCACCUAAUGAUGCCGCCAGCGUAGCCUGUUGUUCCGAAUUGUAUCGGAAUAUGACUGAGGAAAAUAACAGUCUAGUAAAGAUCAUGCAAAACGGUGGGAUAUUAGAGCACACUCUACUAUUCUACGGUUCAUAUACGCACAAAAUUUACGAGAGUAUAGGUACCAAUUUUUACUAUAAUUCACCGCUGGCCUACAUCUGCGCCAUUAUUAGCGUCUUCAUCGUUAGUUUGAUAGCGAUCGUACGAUCAGCUGCAAAAGGUUUCAGAGAAAGAGUCAUAGAAGGUGAGGGCCAGUUUUAUCGAUAUUGCAAUCUAGUAUUUGGCGGAUGGGAUUACUGCAUUAACAAUGAGAGAUCCGCCGGCAUAAAACACAAAGCGCUAUAUAACGAAAUGAAAGCAUUUCUCGAGUCAGAAAAAAUGGAGGAGGAACGACGAAAUCGCACAAGAGAAGAGAAGACAAAGCUGCUUUUCAUACGUCUGUUCGUUAAUCUAUUAGUUUUCACGGUAUUGUGUGGCUACGGUGUAUUUGUUUAUUAUAUAAUCGAUUUUUCAUUCAGUCAGCUGUCGACACACUCGGCAAAAAGUUACGAAAUCACUUAUCUAUUCUUCGAAUUUCUUCCAUACCUAUGUAUCGUCGAACUUAACAUAGCCGUUCCAUUUCUCUUUCGCUAUCUGGUCGCCCUAGAACAUUACAAUCCAUCGUAUGUCGUCCGAGUGACGUUAUAUAGAACUAUGUUUCUCAGACUCGCUUCCCUCCUUGUUCUGUUAACAUCUCUAUAUAGACUCGUAGCAGAUAAGAUCCCGGACAAUGAGUGCACCAACAAAAAUAAACAACCGCUAUGUUGGGAAACAUUCGUAGGACAACAAUUCUUCAAGCUUUAUACCACCGAUAUUUUCAUCCAAUUCUUUAUGACGUUCUUCGUCAACUUUCCGCGAUCAGUAAUCGCACGUCACACCGAGAACAAACUUUUACGCUUCGUCGGCGAGCAAGAGUUCGACUUACCCAAACAUGUGCUAGAUAUUUUCUAUUCACAAAUGGUUUGCUGGCUUGGUUGCUUCUUUGCCCCAUUAUUACCCAUGGUCGCCGUCAUUGGAACGUUCUUGCUGUUUUACAUUAAAAAAUUCACUUGUCUAGUGAAUAGUACACCAUCAAGUAAGAUUUAUCGUGCGAGUAGGUCGAAUUGCCUAUUCAUGUUUGUUUUAUUGAUUUCCUUUAUCCUGGCAAUGAUACCGCUUGGUUAUUCCAUCGCGGAGAUCAUGCCGUCGAAAUCAUGUGGACCGUUUCGAGGAUUGGAAUCCGUAUGGACAUUAUUGAUUACGACAUUCUCACAAUUUCCCAAUUGGUUGCAAUCGGCUCUGUCCUUUCUUGGUACGGCUGCUUUUGGCAUACCGGCAUUUGUCAUCCUCUCUCUGCUUCUCUACUAUUAUUAUGUAAUGUGGUUAGCGAACAAGCACAUGGUGACAGUAUUAAAAAACCAAUUGGUACUGGAAGGUCAUGAUAAACAAUUUUUAUUGAACAGAUUGAGCGCCUUUAUUAAGCAACAACAGGAUCAGAACAAGUUUCAUCAAGAGCAAGCUAAUGAGUUAGGCACGUUUCAACAUGUAUAAAUAGGAUAAAAUUUGAUUUGACAUUUUUUACGGAUGUACAAAAUUUAUUAGAAAUAGUUUUACCAUACAACUACGGUCCGAUAAAUAUCGGUCCAAGUGAAUUAUUUGCUUGAGAUUUUGUAGAUUCUACUUGUAAAACAUAAGACUGUCAAUUUUGUCUUCUUUACAUUAUAUACGAGUGGCAUUUAUAUAAUAGUUUUUUGAUAUUUUACUGAAUUGGAAAACUUUAUAAAUUACAAGGAAAUACGCAGACAAUACCAAAGCGUAUCUUAUUUAUAUACUGCCCAUUGCAGUGUCUUGUGCACUUUAUACAAAUUGAUGUUUUUUGAGACUUCAAUAUAUUACAGUCAUCAUCACUGCCAUAUACAUUAGUUUUUGUGAUUAGUUUUUCGAGAACUUCAUUCAAACGGGACAUAUCUUACAUUCUAGAAAAUCUAAUCUCAUAUAUGAAAACACAUCUAAGAUCAGGGUACAAAAAAA
Messenger RNA from Pogonomyrmex barbatus (red harvester ant), 3460 nucleotides. RefSeq names its product transmembrane channel-like protein 7. Gene Ontology annotation, cellular component: plasma membrane. Gene Ontology annotation, molecular function: mechanosensitive monoatomic ion channel activity. The record is from RefSeq and is a predicted model, not a curated record. Lineage: Eukaryota; Metazoa; Arthropoda; Insecta; Hymenoptera; Formicidae.